CGGGCUCAUCACGGUCCGUAAACGUUACUAUUUUCAAGACAUUCAUUCCCCUUUGCUCCAUUCUCACUUCUCAGUCUCCCCCCUGCAGUCAUUCAUCUGAAAUGUCGACAGCAUCUCGGGAUUUUGAUUAAUAAAAUGCGUAAAUCUUCUUCAUUCCCAUCGGAAGAAUCUUCAAACUGAUUCAGCCGCCGGAAAACUAGUUUCGUCGCCGCCGAUUCCACCAAGGCAGCAUCCUCCAGCUGGCUCUCUUCUUGAUCUGUGCUUUCCACUUUUCCUCGUCGAAUUUGCUGCUUGUGGUGUAUUCUCCGCUCUCCGGUAACUACAGCGAAUGUUAAUUUUGAUCGAAUGCUGUAGUUGUGCUGUAUUCUUCACUUCCUGUUUAGCGCCCGAGCCAUAUAUGGUGAAGAUUCUCUGUUUCUUCCAUUUUCUUUCUUUCAUGUGUUUGUUCUCUGCCGAAUCUUCAAUUGUAGAGAACUAUAGAUGCCUAUAGGCUGCUACCUGCUUUGAUCGAUCUGUUUGCUACGAGAAGUUCUUCUUUACUUCCCUUGUCGAAUUCGAUGAACGAUAAUGAGGUGAAACUUGUGGAAAUCACUGCAGUUGCCUAAGUUUUGAGCUGUUCUUCAUUGAUAGGCAGAUCAGCUGGUGCAUUCCUUGAUUCUUGCGGAGCCAGAUUAGGGUGUAGGGUUUAGUUCUUCCUAGGAAGUUGAGACUUGAUGUAGAUGUUAUAAUGGCUAUUUUUCAUGAACUUGUUAUCUAUUUCUCCCUGAAGUGUUGAGUUUCUGACUUCGAUUCUUUUUCCUUGUUAGAUGAUAGGACGACAUUGGUUAGGCUUCUCCCUGGUGCUGCUAUGUCUUCUAUAUACUGCACAAGCCAGCCCUGGUGAUGCUCAUCCAGUUUACAGGAGCUGUGUGACAGUAUGUGAGAGAGAUGGCUGCGUUGGUGAAACCUGCUUUGCCCAGUGCAACUAUUCUUCUCAUGGUGCCUCUCAUGAUAGUCCAUGGUACACCCAAGAGCCGCUCUAUCAACGCUGGAAACAGUGGGGCUGUCAGAGUGAGUGCAGGUAUUUCUGCAUGCUUGCCAGAGAAGAAGAGAGAGCAAAACAAGGUUAUGGUCCAGUCAAAUACCAUGGAAAAUGGCCCUUCAAACGUGUCUUCGGCAUUCAGGAAGUUGCCUCUGUGGUUUUCUCUGCACUGAACCUUUAUGCUCAUUUUCAUGGUUGGCUAUCAUUAAUCAUCCUUCUAUACUACAAGUUGCCCUUGAGAUAUGACAAGAAGACCUACUACGAAUACACCCCUUUGUGGCACAUCUAUGGACUCUUGUCAUGUAACUCCUGGUUCUGGAGCAUUAUUUUCCAUAGUCGAGAUGUUGACUUGACGGAGAAGCUAGACUACUCAUCCGCAGUGGCAUUGGUCGGAUACUCCCUUAUACUUUCCAUCCUAAGAAGCUUCAACAUUAAGGAAGAAGCUUCCAGAGUCAUGGUCGCAGCUCCACUACUUGCAUUUAUCACAACCCAUAUACUGUACCUCAACUUUUACAAGAUGGACUACGGAUGGAACAUCAUAGUCUGUGUCGCAAUGGGUAUCGCCCAGCUUCUCACGUGGGCGAUUUGGGCAGGGGUGAGCCGCCAUCCGUCUCGAUGGAAGGUCUGGGUACCAGUGAUCGGAGGUGGGCUGGCCGUGCUGCUGGAGAUCUAUGACUUCCCUCCAUACAAAGGCUACUUCGAUGCUCAUUCAAUUUGGCAUGCCACAACCAUUCCUCUCACAUACGUGUGGUGGAGCUUCGUUAGAGAUGAUGCUGAGCUCGCCACCUCAAACCUCCUGAAAAAGUCCAAGUAGCUUUCCUCAUUUCAUAGACUGACCCUGCUAGAGUCUUGAUGGUUUUCCAGAUCAACUAUGGUAGAGAGAAACAAAGAAAGGGCAUUUUUCAUUUAGUCAGCUCGAUCGUAACUGUUGUGCUGUUAAUUGAAAGGAAACACUGUUGUGCAUUGAUAGAAAGAGAAAGGCAACACUUCUUUCAUUUGUAUCGUAAUUCGUUGUUGUGAAUGAUGUCUACUGCUGCUUGUAAUCCAUUCUGUUGUUCAAAGCAACACAUCUCUACUCAAGGUUUAACGCAUCUCUUCUCAGUUUCCAAGAUGAGAUACUGAUGUUAGAAACUCCAACCGAGAGAUUGUAACAUGAUAAAUAACGUACUCAAAUUGAAGAGAGAGAAUAUGAUAAAUUACAUACUCAGAU
Linum trigynum is the source of this 2231-nucleotide messenger RNA. Lineage: Eukaryota; Viridiplantae; Streptophyta; Magnoliopsida; Malpighiales; Linaceae. The record is from the annotation of a GenBank genome assembly.